AUGGCGACGGAGCACCGGCGAUUGAAGGAGGCGACGCUGAAUUCGCCGGGGAAAAGAGAGAGGAGCCAUUUGCGCAGAGAGAGAGAGAGAGGCGAUGCCUCCUCUCCUUCUCCGACGGUGCAACAUCAGCAGGGCAGCGACGCGGGAUGCCGAGGGGAAACGCCGGCGGCGCUCCGGCAACCCGGGUGGAGCGGCGCCUUCACCGAGAGGAAGGAGGGGGAUGAGUCUAGGGAUUUUUCCCCCAAAUCCAUUUCUGUGAGAGCCGAUGGAACUUAUGCUGCGGCAUCUUCUCUUAAGAAUACAAUUCAACAUAUUCUACAAUCGUCUCGUAUUUCGCUGGCUCCCCUUUCUUCUGAAAUCCUACAGCCGGCCUACGAGGCCAUGUCUCGUUUGCAGGAAGUUCUUCUAAAAUUGGACGACACCAGCUGUAGCAAGAUCAGGACGGAGGUGAAUGCUUUGGAUGAACGAAUCAAAGAGGCUGCAUGGGAAUUCGAAGAUUUACUAGAAUCCGAAUUCGUUGAUCAAGUUCUUCCACAACUUGAAAUCUUGCCAAGAGUUGAUCAGGGAGAUAACUUGUCUUUUCAUGUUGAUCUGGAGAGUUUGCAACAUUGCGUUGAUAACUUGCUCAAGAAGAUGACCGGGAUGGAGGAGGAGUAUGAUAUUGAACUGGAAAAUAUGCCAGAAGAAGAAGAUGAACCUAUUUCCUCAAGAAUUGAUUUCGGAGGAAUCAACUCAAAGAUGGUUGGAUUAUCUGACCAAUUUGAACAAGUCCGGGAUUAUCUUGUAGAAGAUGAAGGAACUUGGUUAUCAGUUGUUGGGAUGGCUGGGGUUGGUAAAACAACUCUUGCAAAGAAAGUAUUUGACGAUCCAUCUGUUCAGAAACAUUUCGAGUAUCGAGCAUGGGUCAAAGUGGGCAGAAAGUGUGAAUACAAUGAAAUAUUAAGAGGCAUACUAGCUCAAGUGGAUCCCAACACUUACCACCAAAUGAUCACCGAAGAAGACAAUGGUGAUGAUGACGAUAAAUUAGUUGGACACUUGGAAGAUAGAUUGAAGGAUAAGAAAUGCCUAAUUGUGUUAGAUGAUGUAUGGGAAUGGGAUAGACGAGUAAUGGAUAACUUGCCAGAAGAGAAUAUCCAAAUCUUGGUUACAAGCAGACUAAGAAUUAAAGUAUAUCCAAUUCAAGUAGUACGCUUGUUGAAUGAAGAAGAGAGUAAAAAAUUACUUGGUGAGAAGGUGUUCGGUGAAGAGGGUUUUCCUCUUAGCCUUGAGAAAUUGGGAGAGAAGAUUGCCAAAAAAUGUGAAGGUCUUCCACUAAUGAUAGUCACAGUUGCAGAGCUCCUAUCCGAAGAAGACAAGACCCCGGAAUACUGGACUGAGGUAGCUGACAUACAACAUAGUUCAGUGUUCGUGGAUGCAUAUAAUCAAAUAUCUGAGGUCCUUAUCACCAAUAUCCAGUGCCAAUACAUGACAUGGAUUUCAAGUUGCUCAGGGUACUAG
Messenger RNA from Salvia hispanica, 1497 nucleotides. NCBI's taxonomy places the organism in Eukaryota, Viridiplantae, Streptophyta, Magnoliopsida, Lamiales, Lamiaceae. The record is from RefSeq and is a predicted model, not a curated record.